Saprolegnia parasitica CBS 223.65 is the source of this 791-nucleotide messenger RNA. RefSeq lists its product as hypothetical. The transcript has a single exon. The record is from RefSeq and is a predicted model, not a curated record. The coding region runs from base 12 to 791 and encodes 259 amino acids. Lineage: Eukaryota; Oomycota; Saprolegniomycetes; Saprolegniales; Saprolegniaceae.
AAUUGUCUUCCAUGCUCUCGCAUUUGCUUCUCGCUUCGCUCGCGGCCGGUGCCGCUGCCACGACCAUCCUCCGCACUGGCUGCGGUGACGUCGAUCCUGUUUGGACACCGGUCGACGACAAGAACGUCUACACCUCAGUCUCGUACGACGGCUCCACGCUCUGCGCGAUCGACACCUCCGCCAACUUUGUCUGUACAACGCCGGCGACGACGCCGCUGAGCUGGUUUACAGCCUACAAGAACGUCCAAAGCGGCUUUGUUGGCGGAAAACUGGCUGGCGUUGUCUCGGACGGCAAGCACUACGCCACCUACGCGUUUGGUCCGGACGCAACCUACGCACAGACCGAUUUGCUCGGCCCAGCCGUGACGACUUGGGGUGACAAGGCCAUUAUUGGCUCUACGGCGACAACGGACACUGGGUUUGAUACUAUGUAUGAUACAGCGGACACGAAUGGCUACCUCGAUGGCGACAUGGCCGUCCUUGCGGUGAGCGGCAGAACGCUCUACGGCAUUGACGCAUCCAGUGUCCUUUUCAAGGGCUCGCUUCCAGUGGACGAUUCCAUGACCGCGUCGUGGGUGCCGGUCGCAGGUGCACCGACGCUCAGCGAAGUCUCCGUCGGCGGUGGUCGCGUCUGUGGUGUCACCAAGACCGACAAGACAGUUGUCUGCUCGACCGAUGACGUCAACUGGACGACGCUGCCGGAUGCCAAGUGGGCGCACGUGACGGUCUUUGGCAGCACCGUGUUUGCCACCGACAGCAGCAACCAGCUCAGCUCGUACACGUUCAAGUAG